GAGCGUCAGUUCAGUACCAGACCGAGAGCAGCACGGAUCAGUGCCAGAGAGAGACGGAGGAAAGAUUCUGUCGCUACAUGCCGCCGCUACCUUACGGAACAUUAUAACGCAGCGGGAAACGGCCAAACUCUAUCGGUUUCUUCUUAAAGGACGGAAUUUAAACGAUGUACCGUUCGGGAGGCGUGAUGCUGGGGCUUCUCGCCGCUCUGCAGGUGGCAGUCCAGGGCACAGGGGCAAUGCCAUGUCAACCAGGCUUCACAGAGAACGAGUACAACGUCAUGACUGCCGACGUCAUCACCGAGGGACAAUUUCUUCUUAAAGUGGAUUUUGUGGACUGUGGCAGAGGUUCUGGCUUGCGCUUCGAGAGCGGAGACCCUGCGGAUUUCCGGAUAGAGGCCGACGGGACGGUUUUCGCAGCGCGAACACUGCAGCUCUCUGACGGGAAGGGGCGGAGCUUGGAGAUUAAGGCCAAGGACGUGAAGUCUCAAGAACAUUGGCUGGUACACGUUAACUUCACCCAGCCCAAGCAGGUGCCAGUGAUACCGUUUCCGCGGCACAGUGUGGUUGUCAAGGAUGACGGCAGUGUGAAUCGCGUGAAAAGAGAGUGGGUCAUUCCUCCUGUCAACGUGCUUGAGAACUCCAAAAAACAAUUCCCUGAAGAGCUUGUGAAAAUCCAGUCGGAUAAGGGCAAGAGUAACAGAAUUCUCUAUGACGUGACUGGACCAGGAGCCGACCAAAACCCCACCGACCUGUUUAUCAUCGACGCCAUUUCAGGAAUCCUGUCCGUCACCAAACCACUGGACAGAGAACACACCCCCUACUUCAAUCUACGUGCUCAUGCCGUGGACUCCAAUGGGAACCAGAUGGAGAACCCCAUUGACAUCAUCAUCAAUGUCAUCGAUAUGAACGACAACCGGCCCGAGUUCACACACCAGAUCUGGAACGGAACCGUGGAUGAGGGCGCCAAACCAGGUACAUUUGUAAUGACGGUGACCUCCCAGGAUGAGGAUGACCCAAAUACAGCCAAUGGGAUGCUCAGAUACAAGAUCCUCUCCCAGACCCCGGAGAGCCCCUCCUCCAAUAUGUUCACUAUCAACGACAAGACCGGCGAAAUCAUCACUGUAGCUGCUGGCCUGGACCGUGAGAAGGUCCCUCAAUACACCCUGAUCAUUCAGGCUACCGAUAUGGAGGGAGACCCCACAUAUGGUCUGUCCAACACCGCCACUGCUGUCAUACGCCUGCUGGAAACCAUCCAAAAAAAGGUGCCAGUGAUACCGUUUCCGCGGCACAGUGUGGUUGUCAAGGAUGACGGCAGUGUGAAUCGCGUGAAAAGAGAGUGGGUCAUUCCUCCUGUCAACGUGCUUGAGAACUCCAAAAAACAAUUCCCUGAAGAGCUUGUGAAAAUCCAGUCGGAUAAGGGCAAGAGUAACAGAAUUCUCUAUGACGUGACUGGACCAGGAGCCGACCAAAACCCCACCGACCUGUUUAUCAUCGACGCCAUUUCAGGAAUCCUGUCCGUCACCAAACCACUGGACAGAGAACACACCCCCUACUUCAAUCUACGUGCUCAUGUCGUGGACACCAAUGGGAACCAGAUGGAGAACCCCAUUGACAUCAUCAUCAAAGUCAUCGAUAUGAACGACAACCGGCCCGAGUUCGCACACCAGAUCUGGAACGGAACCGUGGAUGAGGGCGCCAAACCAGGUACAUUUGUAAUGACGGUGACCUCCCAGGAUAAGGAUGACCCAAAUACAGCCAAUGGGAUGCUCAGAUACAAGAUCCUCUCCCAGACCCCGGAGAGCCCCUCCUCCAAUAUGUUCACUAUCAACGACAAGACCGGCGAAAUCAUCACUGUAGCUGCUGGCCUGGACCGUGAGAAGGUCCCUCAAUACACCCUGAUCAUUCAGGCUACCGAUAUGGAGGGAGACCCCACAUAUGGUCUGUCCAACACCGCCACUGCUGUCAUACGCCUGCUGGAAACCAUCCAAAAAAAGGUGCCAGUGAUACCGUUUCCGCGGCACAGUGUGGUUGUCAAGGAUGACGGCAGUGUGAAUCGCGUGAAAAGAGACUGGGUCAUUCCUCCUGUCAACGUGCUUGAGAACUCCAGAAAACAAUUUCCUGAAGAGCUUGUGAAAAUCCAGUCGGAUAAGGGCAAGAGUAACGCACUGCGCUAUUGCGUGACCGGACCAGGAGCCGACGAAAACCCCACCGGCCUGUUUAUCAUCGACGCCAUUUCAGGAAUCCUGUCCGUCACCAAACCACUGGACAGAGAACACACCCCCUACUUCAAUCUACGUGCUCAUGUCGUGGACACCAAUGGGAACCAGAUGGAGAACCCCAUUGACAUCAUCAUCAAAGUCAUCGAUAUGAACGACAACCGGCCCGAGUUCGCACACCAGAUCUGGAACGGAACCGUGGAUGAGGGCGCCAAACCAGGUACAUUUGUAAUGACGGUGACCUCCCAGGAUAAGGAUGACCCAAAUACAGCCAAUGGGAUGCUCAGAUACAAGAUCCUCUCCCAGACCCCGGAGAGCCCCUCCUCCAAUAUGUUCACUAUCAACGACAAGACCGGCGAAAUCAUCACUGUAGCUGCUGGCCUGGACCGUGAGAAGGUCCCUCAAUACACCCUGAUCAUUCAGGCUACCGAUAUGGAGGGAAACCCCACAUAUGGUCUGUCCAACACCGCCACUGCUGUCAUACGCCUGCUGGAUGUCAAUGACAACGCUCUGGAGUUCACCCGAGAGACUGUGCCAGUGAUACUGUUUCCGCGGCACAGUGUGGUUGUCAAGGAUGACGGCAGUGUGAAUCGUGUGAAAAGAGACUGGGUCAUUCCUCCUGUCAACGUGCUUGAGAACUCCAGAAAACAAUUCCCUGAAGAGCUUGUGAAAAUCCAGUCGGAUAAGGGCAAGAGUAACGCACUGCGCUAUAGCGUGACCGGACCAGGAGCCGACCAAAACCCCACCGGCCUAUUUAUCAUCGACCCCAUUACAGGAAUCCUGUCCGUCACCAAACCACUGGACAGAGAACACAUCCCCAACUUCAAUCUACGUGCUCAUGCCGUGGACUCCAAUGGGAACCAGAUGGAGAACCCCAUUGACAUCAUCAUCAAUGUCAUCGAUAUGAACGACAACCGGCCCGAGUUCGCACACCAGAUCUGGAACGGAACCGUGGAUGAGGGCGCCAAACCAGGUACAUUUGUAAUGACGGUGACCUCCCAGGAUAAGGAUGACCCAAAUACAGCCAAUGGGAUGCUCAGAUACAAGAUCCUCUCCCAGACCCCGGAGAGCCCCUCCUCCAAUAUGUUCACUAUCAACAACAAGACCGGCAAAAUCAUCACUGUAGCUGCUGGCCUGGACCGUGAGAAGGUCCCUCAAUACACCCUGAUCAUUCAGGCUACCGAUAUGGAGGGAAACCCCACAUAUGGUCUGUCCAACACCGCCACUGCUGUCAUACGCCUGCUGGAUGUCAAUGACAACGCUCCGGAGUUCACCCGAGAGACUUUCCAUGGUGAGGUCCCAGAGAACCGUGUGAAUGUGAUAGUGACGAAUCUCACCGUGACUGACAAAGAUGAACCGGGGACUACUUCGUGGAAUGCUGUGUACCGGAUCAUAUCUGGGGAUUCAAGUGGACACUUUUCCAUCCCCACUGACCCCAUUACCAAUGAAGGCCUUGUCACCGUUGUCAAGCCAAUUGAUUUUGAGUUGAAUCGAUCAUUCAUGCUGACUGUUGUCGCUGAAAAUGAGGUGCCGCUGGCAAGCGGGAUCCAUCGCACCCGCCAGUCUACAGCCACCGUGUCCAUACGCGUCAUCGACGUGAACGAAAGCCCAAACUUUGACCCAAACCCCAAACAGAUCAAACUGGAGGAGGGGCUCCCGCAGUGGUCGAUGCUAACGACUUUUACUGCUCAUGAUCCAGACAGAUUUGUGCAGCAGAGUAUUAGGUACUCUAAAUUGUUUGACCCUGCCAACUGGCUGGAGAUCGACCCCAACAAUGGACGAAUUUCCACAAUUGCUGUUUUGGACCGAGAGUCUCCCUAUGUUAAAAACAAUCUCUACAAUGCCACAUUUAUGGCCUCAGACAAUGGUAUCCCCCCUGCAAGUGGGACGGGAACUCUGCAGAUCUACCUGCUGGACAUAAACGAUAACGCACCUCGAGUCUUCCCGCAAGAAGCAGAAGUGUGCGAGCGUCCUGAGCCCAACGCCAUCAACAUCACGGCUGUAGACGGAGACCUCAACCCCAACGCUGGGCCCUAUGCUUUCGAGCUGCCCAACCGACCAUCUGACAUCCGCAGGAACUGGACACUGACUCGAAUCAGUGGCGAUUAUGCUCAGUUAAGUCUGAAAAUUAGUUACUUGGAAAGUGGGAUUUACGAGCUGCCCAUCAGCAUCACAGACUCGGGUAACCUGCCCAUGUCCAACACCACCUACCUGCGCAUCAAAGUUUGCCAGUGCGAUCACCACGGCGACUGCGUGGACAUGGAGCGCAUCAUGGCAGCCGGGCUGGGCACCGGAGCCAUCAUCGCCAUUCUUAUCUGCAUCAUCAUCCUGCUGGUGCUGGUGUUGAUGUUUGUGAUGUGGAUGAAGAGACGGGAUAAAGAAAGACAGGCCAAGCAGCUGCUGAUCGAUCCAGAGGACGACGUGCGAGACAACAUACUCAAAUACGACGAGGAGGGUGGCGGAGAGGAAGACCAGGACUAUGAUCUGAGCCAGCUGCAGCAGCCUGAUACUCUGGAGCCAGACAUGAUCAAGCCCGUCGGGAUCCGCCGGAUGGACGAGCGACCGAUGCACUCUGAGCAUCCGAACUAUCCUAUCCGCUCGGCCGCACCCCAUCCCGGAGACAUAGGAGAGUUCAUCCACGAGGGCCUGAAGGCGGCCGACACCGAUCCCACGGCCCCUCCGUACGACUCCCUGCUGGUGUUCGACUACGAGGGCAGCGGCUCCACGGCCGGAUCGCUCAGCUCCCUUCACUCCUCCAGCAGCGGAGGCGACCAGGACUAUGACUACCUCAACGACUGGGGCCCUCGCUUCCGCAAACUCGCCGACAUGUACGGAGGCAACGACGACUAGCUUGAACCAUCACCGCAGGACCACAAAAAAGAGAAGGAAGAACCGGAGGAGGAGGAAAAUUAAAAGAAACAUCAAAAAAAAAAACAGUGUGGCACUUUUUUUUUAAUUGCAGGACGAGGACAGUGAGCAGAAUCAAAACAAUGAAGAAACCAAUAUACCCUAAAGAGACAGAGAAUGAAGAGACGAGAAAGUGGAAGGAAGAUCACCAUGGAAACAAAACCAGGUCUCUCCGAGGCCCUCUGUUGUUGACGGAAGGGGGUCUUAUGAAGGAAAACUGCCUAGAUUUGGUUCAGUCCAGGAUUUUUUCGCCUAAGUUUGAAGGAUCAUCGGUACGAAACGUAUGAAGGAACGCUUAAAGAACGUUAAAUGAAUGCUAAGUUACACUUGAAUCUCACAGUACAGAAGCACUGGGAUAUUACGUGCCUUUUUGUACAUUUUUUUUGUUUUGUUUUUUCAUUUUUACAUUUUUCUUUUCGGCCUUUGGUCAUUUGAUCUGAUGAUGUUGUUUUUCUGUUCAAUGGCUUUGGUGGCUCAGAGUUUUGGAGUGUUUAUGUCGUGAGCCUGUUUAUAACGUUUAUGCUUCUGCUUGCGUUUCUCACCGUCACGCUGUUCGUCUCACGUCACGUAUCAAAACGAAAGCUUUGGAAGAAUGAGAGCAAGACAGAGGGAACAGCUUUGUACAGUAUGCUAGAAAAUAGAUUUUAGUUUCUUUUUUUUUUCUUUUCUUUAUUUUAAAAAAGUAUAUUCACUGUUUUUCCACCAGAACGUUAACUUACGCAGCCGGUUGCAAAAUAGAAGACGAGCAUUAUUAUUUGGUAGCAGAACUCUUCGUUUCGUUCAUUUAUUUUCUCUCUCUCUCUCUGCAUUUUUUGAAGUGAUUUAGUAUUUUGCAAAUGAAAACAUUCUGUUUUUUGAAAUGUCAUCUGCCUUAGUCAUCCUGGUAUUCUUUCAUGCCUGGUAUUCUUUCAUUUUUUACUCCACUGUAAAUUAAAUGGCGUGUACAUAGUUUUUUGUUUUGUUUUUCCUCUUUUAAUGUAGUCUACCAAGAAGAACAGGGCGUGAAGAACUUGUAAAUGUAUAAUUUGGACUACAGACAAAAGGAUUUUUGCAUGUUUUUAUCUUUUACGUAAAAAACGGUCUUUCUGAAAUUGAUUUACACACAAAUAAAGAAAUGCCCACCUUGAAUGAGACUAAAGUGAAUAAGUGAGACAGAAGUUUGGUCCAGAUACCUGUUGUUUUCAUCCCUGCCCAUUCAUGACCUAACAUUCCUUUUUCAUUUCGCCCUUUUUGGCCCAGUUAAUGACCUUCCAUUUGCCCGUUCUCUAAUUUCAUUGCUUGACGUCCUUCGUCAAGGAUUCCAUGUUGACCACCUUGCGCUUCCUUUGUUCUUCUCUGCUACGUUCUGCAUUUCCAUUGUCUUCUCCCCCGGGCCACUCUCAUGGAUCAAAGAGGUCGGCUGACGUUCGAGGCUCCGAGGCCAUAUUCCUAAAUGCACGAUCCUUCGGGAUCUUCACGUUUGAACUAAACUGUAAUGGUGGACCUAAGCCCUCAUCAUAACUGUCUCUGCCUGUUAGAGAACCGUAAUGGUGUGUGUGCGUGUGUGUGUGUGUGUAUCACUGGAUACCGUCAGAGAGGGCCAUUUAAAAGAGCAGGAUGGAAGUACGUGGCCAGUCCACUCAUGAGGCUCACAGCCAUAAGAUGAUUAACAGCUUUUUAAUGGACGAUGGCUGUCCAGACUUCUGCGGGCUCUGUUUGCAAUUACUUGUUGAUAUUAUGACCCAUUGCAGCCCAAAUGACCAAUAAAAGUCUAAUUUUGGAAA
Molecule: messenger RNA, 6886 nt
Organism: Pimephales promelas (fathead minnow)
Lineage: Eukaryota; Metazoa; Chordata; Actinopteri; Cypriniformes; Leuciscidae
Source: RefSeq, a predicted model, not a curated record